AACCAACCGAGUCGACGACGACGAGCCGAGAGAGAAUUCAGCCCGGCUCUGUGAGCGGGGGCCAAGAAAGGGACACGACAAGCGGAGAAAACCGUUCAGAUUAUAUACUAUACAAGCUGCGAAUAACGCUGUAUGUCUGUCUGUAGUAUUCAAGCAACAACAAUUUCAGUAUAUUUUCUUCCUUACCCCUGAACGUAUCUCGAGUGUUUUAAGUUUAAAACUCGGCCAUUGUGCGUGGAAUUAUCCAGUUUCUCAAUUUACAAAACAAUUUGACAGAUCCUUCAACCACUUGGCAUCAUGUCGAAUCCUGUUAGUCCAUCCUUGAACAAUCUGCCCAAGGUAGCGGUUGAUUUGAAGAGUCAAUUAGAAGGCUUCGAUCAGGCGUGUAUGAAAAAAGCAUCCACGACGGAGAAAAAUGUUCUGCCUUCGGCGAAGGACGUAGCCGUGGAAAAAAAUCAGCAAACCCUCAUUGCUGGAAUUGAAAAAUUUGACCCCACUAAGUUGAAGCAUACGACGACUCAGGAGAAAAAUCCUCUUCCCGACAAGGAAGUAAUCCAACAAGAGAAGGGAAAGCAAGAACUCAUUUCUGGUAUUGAAAAUUUUAAUCCUGCGAAACUAAAGCAUGCAGUGACCCAAGAAAAAAAUGUCCUCCCAACCAAAGAAGCAAUUGCCGCUGAGAAAGUGUCCGCAUAAAGUGGAAAUUGGUUACGAAUAACGACCAUCAAAGGAGAGACUUGUGAUUUCGCUACUUUUGUAUAUCGUAUAUAUAUAUAUAAUAUUUUAUAUUAAUUACCGACGAUAUAAAACAAAGCGAGCAUCCUAACGUUAAUAUUAAUCUUAUGGAUUAUACUUAAAAAAAACUAGCAUCUUAUGCUUUAUUUCGCGCGAAUCAUAAUUAUAAUAAUUACAAGUCGAAGCCCCUAAUUAUUCGACGAAUCCUACGCAAGAAAAAAAAAAAUAUGUCAAUAAGAUUUAUAAGUUGGCAUUAAUUUCCUUAAUAAUAUGAUAAUAAGCGAGAAAAAAAGACAACUCUAGAUUCGAUAUAGUUUAUUUUUGCAUCUCACGUGUAAUUUUGUCGCGAACAUUUAAUUUUGUUCAUAAUUUAACUGCUGAUAAAGCAAAAGAAAAGAAAAAUGAAGAAAAUGCGGAAAAAAAGACGAAACCCAAUAUUAUUAUUAUAAGUAUGAGCAUAUUAUUUUUCAAUGAAAACAAUUUUUUAUAACAAACAAAACACACAAUUUAUAUAGCAAUAAAUAAGUAACGAUGAUGCAACACUGUCAAAAUGUUUGUGCAACAACAACAAAGAAAAAACAAAACAGUAUUUUAUAUAUUGGGCUAUUGUAUACUUUUUUAACAUUCAUAUACAAUGAAUUUUCCGAAUACGAUUAGGAAAUAAUAAACAAACAUUUUUACGCAA
Molecule: messenger RNA, 1417 nt
Organism: Leptopilina heterotoma
Lineage: Eukaryota; Metazoa; Arthropoda; Insecta; Hymenoptera; Figitidae
Gene: cib
Product: thymosin beta
Exons: 5
Coding region: 298-693 (131 amino acids)
Biological process (GO): actin filament organization
Cellular component (GO): cytosol
Molecular function (GO): actin monomer binding
Source: RefSeq, a predicted model, not a curated record